AUGGCUAAGCAUGGUACAGCUUUGGAACAUUUUUUGGAUGUUGCUAGUGAGCCGUACAAUAAGGAGGACGAGAAUGUUCGUCGAUUAACAAUGGAAAUUUUGCUUAAAGCUGGAGAUGUUUCUAAUGUAACAAAACCUUUUGACAUCUCUCGUUUAUGGGCAAUGGCAGUGACAGAGGAGUUCUAUCGCCAGGGUGAUAUGGAGAAAGAGAAGGGUGUCGAAGUUCUACCCAUGUUUGACCGCUCAAAGAAUACUGAGCUUGCUAAGGGCCAAAUUGGCUUUAUUGAUUUUGUUGCUGGUCCAUUCUUUAAGAAAAUUGUGGAUGCGUGUCUGCGUGGUAUGACUUGGGCUGUUGAGCGUGUGAAUAGCAACCGUGCGCAAUGGGAACAAGUGUUGAAUGCUGCUAAUGAGGCGAAAGAAAGAAAAAGUGAUGCCUAG
Trypanosoma theileri is the source of this 438-nucleotide messenger RNA. Its product is annotated as putative cAMP specific phosphodiesterase. The coding region runs from base 1 to 438 and encodes 145 amino acids. The record is from RefSeq and is a predicted model, not a curated record. The transcript has a single exon. Gene Ontology annotation, biological process: signal transduction. NCBI's taxonomy places the organism in Eukaryota, Euglenozoa, Kinetoplastea, Trypanosomatida, Trypanosomatidae. Gene Ontology annotation, molecular function: 3',5'-cyclic-nucleotide phosphodiesterase activity.